This is a messenger RNA of Staurois parvus, 1266 nucleotides long. Lineage: Eukaryota; Metazoa; Chordata; Amphibia; Anura; Ranidae. The record is from the annotation of a GenBank genome assembly.
AUGUGGAGUCAUAAGCUGGCACAGCUCUUUUCAGAGGCCAGGAGACUCGGAAUAAAGGCUGCCAAAGGACAGCAUUAUGGAUCAGCCAGGUUCUGCAGAUCAACAGGUAUAGGAAACCGCUAUCUCAGCAUGGCUCCAGCAACACAAGAGUGCUCCUGGGUCCUGCACAAAGAUCACUUUGAACUGCUUUAUUCUGGAACCUGUAUGCGUUUUGACUACGUGUGGUUGCGGGAUCACUGCCGCUCGGCUUCUUGUUACAACCCCAAAACCAACCAGCGUAGUUUGGACACAGCCAGCGUAGAACUGGACAUCAGACCUGCACAGGUCCGAGUAGAUGAGACCACCAUAUAUCUAACAUGGCCAGAUGGGCACAUGACCAGAUAUGGGUUAGAAUGGUUAUCACAGAAUAGCUAUGAAGGACAGAAACAGCAACUUGUUCAGCCUCGAAUUUUAUGGAAUGCGAAUACUUACAAGGAAGCAAAUGUGCCAUCUAUCAGCUACUUUGAUUUCCUUGAAACAAAUGAAGGACUUAAAGACUUUCUGAAGAACUUCUUACUGUAUGGCAUCGCCUUUGUUGAUGAUGUUCCAGCAACCCGGGAGGAUACAGAGAGGGCUGCACAGAGAAUUAGUCAUAUCCGGGAGACAAUCUAUGGUAAAAUGUGGGACCUCACAUCUGACUUCUCCCGGGGAGACACAGCCUACACAAAAUUGGCCCUUGAUCGGCACACAGAUACCACCUACUUCCAGGAACCCUGUGGUAUGCAGCUUUUCCACUGUCUGCGGCAUGAAGGCACAGGAGGGCGCACCCUGUUGGUGGAUGGCUUUCACGCUGCUGAACAAGUUCGUCAACAUCACCUUGAAGACUUUGAUCUCCUCUGUACUGUGCCACUGAAACAUGAAUACAUUGAAAAUGUUGGAGCAAGUCACAACCACAUGGUGGGGAUUGGACCAGUACUGAAUGUUUAUCCUUGGAAUAAAGAGCUUUAUAUGAUUAGAUACAACAACUAUGAUCGUGCUGUCAUCAACACAGUGCCCCAUGAUUUAGUGCAUCAUUGGUAUGCUGCACACCGAAUCCUAAGCAAUGAGCUAAGGAGGCCUGAAAACGAGCUGUGGGUGAAACUGAAACCAGGAAAGGUGCUCUUUGUUGAUAACUGGAGGGUCUUACAUGGACGGGAGUCUUUCACAGGCUUCAGGCAACUUUGUGGCUGCUAUCUCACUAGGGAUGAUGUGCUAAACAUUGCCCGCUUACUAGGCCUGAAAGCCUAA